Molecule: messenger RNA, 777 nt
Organism: Exophiala oligosperma
Lineage: Eukaryota; Fungi; Ascomycota; Eurotiomycetes; Chaetothyriales; Herpotrichiellaceae
Exons: 2
Coding region: 1-777 (258 amino acids)
Source: RefSeq, a predicted model, not a curated record
AUGAGCAAACGACUCAGAGAUGCUGAGUUGAUGGGAGAAGACAUCAUUGACACUUACCUCUCGGAAGAGCCGCUGUGCGAGUCGAACCACCCGACAGAGAGUGAUGAACCGAAACUGCGACGCUUUGUCGUCGAUGGCCGAGAGAGUCUUCAACGGCCACGCCUGAUAGGCAAGGGAUUGCACGGCGUCGCGAUACUGGCAACCAUCAAAGGAGACGAAUACGUUUUGAAAGUUUUCAAGCAUUGGAAACAACCCGGCCCGGUCUAUUAUAGAUACGAUGAUGCCAUCCUCCUCUCACCGCUCGCGUGUGAAAGCAGAGCCUACGCUCGACUCGAUUCUCGCAAUGAGAAUGAUGGAAUUUGGGCCGCUCAGUGCUAUGGAUGGAUGAGACUCUCGGAUCCUCAAUUCCAGGAGCUUGGAAACGUUGUUGAUGUUAAUAAACAUGACCUGAGCCGGUGGGUUGUCGUUAAAGAAUACAUUCCAUCUCCGACACUGCCCUGCGAUCUUCCGGAGAUCUUCGCGAAUUUCGAAAUCCCGAAACGAGCACGAAUAGUGCCCCGGGACGCUCGACUCGACAACUACAGAGGGUCAAAGAUUGUCGACCUUUCGAGCGCUCUGACGGAGCCGUCUCCGCGAUGGACAAAGUUCAAGUUUGAGCUUUUCUACGGGAACACCACCUUUGGUAUCUUUCAAUGGUUCAAGGGAGUCGAACAUGCCUACGAGCCUCCUCCUCGGCAUCGCGACAAUCACCUUCUCACUAGGCCUUUGCCUUUAUGA